AUGCCCUUCCACGCCCACGCUGGUCAGCACCUCCUCCGGGAGACAGCAGCUAUGGGUCUGCCGGAGCUGCUUGUCCCGCCCUUUGAGUGGCCGCUCGUCAUCACAGCGUUGGACGUGCUCGAGAGUACGAAUUGCGCAUCAGUGCAGCCGCCCGCCGCCGACGUGAACGAUGUUGCCACCACUUUCGAGGACAUCCGCGGUGAUGUCAUGGAACCGGAGUGCGUUGCUGCGCCGUGGGAGGCGCAGCGCCACCACCGGGGUGCACUGUGCUGUCUGGUUCAGCAGCUCGCCGGUCCGCAAUUUCGGGUUCUGCCAUGGGACCUGGACGCUGUGCAGCAGUGCGUGGUCGCCUCCACUACCCCAUCGCGUGGGCCGCCCCUGUCGCUGUCAGCGCUGCGGCCUCGCCGUGUGUUCCUCGCGGAGAGCACCGACUUCGCCGGUCGCGGGUGCGUCGUGAAACUGCUCCCUGCGCCUGCCCCGCGGCGCAGCCAUGCACACUUGGGGGCGAUCUCGAGUGCGACUGACCUGCCAACCCCUGGCUGUCCCGCGCUCACUCAGCGAUGGUCCCCGUACUGCCCGGUAGAGGAGCCCGCAGUAGCAGGGGAGGUGGCUGCUCUUCUUCACCUUCGGACUGCUGCCUCACCUCGCGAUGGCCGUGAUGGGGUGCUCGGGCGACGAGUUCUCGAAGCACAUCCCAACGUCGUCACCUUACUUGGAGUAGUCACCGCCGAGGAGAGGGUGUGUCGCUGCAGGUACGCCGGCGGCAUCGAAACGCCGAUAGUCACGGCGGCGAUGAUGCAAGGAGCAGGUCCUGUCGCAGGUGGCGAUCCCGCUGCUGCUUCCCUCUGCCAAGUGCGCGCAGUACUGUUGGAGAACGUCUCCGGUGGUGCGUGGUGCGACUUCCUCGCCACCUACGGCAAGUUUGUGACGCCUGUAUGUGUCAUGCGCUGGUUCAGGGACGUGGUUACUGGCCUGGCGCACCUCCACAGCCGCUCUAUCGCCCACGGCAACCUCACGCCGGCCAACCUUCUGGUGCGGCUGACAGCUGCUGGGCCGCAAGGCGUCUGUGGGGGCCCGGGCGCCGCCGCUCAGGGGUACGACUGCGUGAAGGCGCUGCUGGAAGGGCUGGCACCCUCGGCGGACAUCGUCGAGAUCGCGGGCGCCAACGGCUCUGCUGUGGUGCGGAGCGAGCAGAUGAUCGUCUCAGCGCUGCUGGAGAGAACGCAGCUGGUUCUCAGCGGGUUCCGCUGCGCGGCGCGGCUGAGAAAUGACGACGGCGGCUGGGCUGCUGCAGAGACGGAAGACGAUGUGCUUUGGGGACGCAGUGCUGCGGACAAGGGUCAGCGCUCACUGCGGACAGAAUCUCGCCAACCCCGCGCAGAUGAGGUGGGCGUAUGUGCUGCUGCUGCGGAUCUGUGGAACGCGGCCUUUGCAUUCUACCUGCUGCUUGUCGGCGGCGCGACGGCGGUGGCUCGCGGGUGGGGUGCACUCGCGACGUCUGACACUGGUGUGGGCGGAGCUGCGACCCCGGAACAUCUGCGUGGUUUUGUUGCGAGCCGCCUACCACGGCUGGUGAGGAUGCGGUUCCCAGGAGCGUUGUCAAAGGGCCCGGUGCAGAGUGUGGACGGUAGGAGCGAGAACGCCUGCGAAGUGGCGCCGGGCUACGCGGGCCCGGAGAUGGUCGCACGCCUCGCAUCGCACACUGACGCAUCAGGUGCCACGCCGCCUCUCCACGCAGCCCAAAUGGGAUUGCAGCUGCGUCUGCUGUGGACGGCGCUUCCCCGCGAGUUUCUCGAGAUUCUGGACAAUAUCUUGCAGGGCGACAGGGAUGCCGCCAACCGGCAGACGGCGGCAGAAACUGUGCGCCUUGUAGACCAGAUAAUGGCUUCGCCGCCAGUGCUGCAGCGGUGCAUCGUAUGUGUCGUACCCCCGCCUGCACUACUGCUGGAGCAAUGGCUGGACUACCUGCGGGACUCAUGGAGUGACUCCUUCGUGUGCCACCCGAUGGCGCGCAUGCCUCUGGCGCGCGCACUGCAGGAUGCGGCUACUCGCAUGCUGUGUCUGCGCGUCACAAGUGGUGUAUGUAAUGCGACUCCGCGAUGGCUGCAACUGGCCAGCUGGCGAGCCCGUCUGCUCGAGCUCGAGGGCUUACUCAAGCAGCCAGCGGAGGUGCUGGAGGAGUGGGCGGCGGUGAGCAACAGUGCGCUCCUUCUGCAAAGCGCGCUGAGAUGGGUGUCUCAGUGCCGAGCCGGUACCCCCCAGCUGGAGCUGCCGCGCGCCGACGUCACCAUCCUCUUGGGCAACAGCGUGCUCCGUGCCCUGAAUGAGGUCGCAUUCGCCUAUGAAGAGCAACCCGACAGAAGUCGCGGCACCUCUCUCGGUUUCCACGACGCCUUUCGGUGCUUCGUUGCGCGCUGCGUCGCGGGCGGGCAGCCAUCGCCGCCACCACUCCUGGAGGAACUUAUCCUCCACGUCGUCAUGGCGGUCUGUUCCCACCUGCCACGCACCUUCGACGCGCGAGAGGACCGCCUUGCGUGCAAGUACGUGCGGGGUUGA
Messenger RNA from Leishmania major strain Friedlin, 2556 nucleotides. RefSeq lists its product as hypothetical. Lineage: Eukaryota; Euglenozoa; Kinetoplastea; Trypanosomatida; Trypanosomatidae. The coding region runs from base 1 to 2556 and encodes 851 amino acids. The record is from RefSeq and is a predicted model, not a curated record. The transcript has a single exon. Gene Ontology annotation, molecular function: ATP binding; protein kinase activity. Gene Ontology annotation, biological process: protein phosphorylation.